GUCUGUCGCCGUGGCAACGGGCGAAGCCGCGGCGCGGCCUUGCGCGGAGGCCGGGCUCAGGGUCCAGGGUUCGGGCCCCGGAGCUGGCUCGUCCGCCCCGUCCCCAGCGCCAUGGCCGCCGAAGUGGCGGUGGUGGGAUCGUGUAUGACCGACCUGGUCAGACACUGUAUUUCUGAUUGUGAUCUAGUCGCUGCUAGAUGGGAACUGUUCAGGAAAACCAGACUACUAUAUGCUUUACCACGAGAUUGCCAAGAGCUGGAGAAACUAUCCUCGGACAGAAGUUUUUCAUUGGUUUUGGUGGGAAAGGAGCCAAUCAAUGUGUCCAGUCUGCUCGGCUUGGGGCCAAGACCUCUCUGAUCUGCAAGGUUGGGAAGGAUUCCUUUGGCAAUGAUUAUGUUGCAAAUUUGAAGAAGAAUGGUGUUUCUACAGCAUUUGUAGGUCAGACUGCAGAUGCUGUUACUGGAACUGCUUCAAUAAUUGUCAACAGUGAAGGUCAGAAUGUUAUUGUCAUAGUUCCAGGAGCCAAUCUGCUUUUAAGUUCUGAAGACCUGAAGAGAGCUUCUGAUAUUAUCUGUAAAGCCAAAGUGGCUGUCUGCCAGCUAGAAAUAACCCCUGCUGUUUCUCUUGAAGCGCUGAAAAUGGCACGUGCUAGUGGAGUAAAAACCUUAUUUAACCCAGCUCCAGCCCUUGCUGACCUAGAUCCAGAAUUUUAUACCCAUUCUGACAUCUUCUGCUGCAAUGAAACUGAGGCAGAAAUUUUAACGGGCAUCCCAGUUGGCAACCUUGAAGAUACUGAAAAGGUGGGACGCCUGCUGUUAGAAAGAGGGUGUAAGCUCGUAAUUGUUACUCUUGGAGCAGAAGGCUGCAUGAUGAUAUCAGUAGAAGAACCCAUUCCAAAGCACGUUCCUGCUGAGAAGGUCAGGGCUGUGGACACUACGGGAGCUGGAGACAGUUUUGUGGGAGCACUGGCCUUCUACCUGGCUCACUAUCCUGAGCUGCCCGUGGAGGAAAUGGUCAGGAAGUGUAACUACAUUGCAUCAGUGAGUGUCCAGGCAUCAGGGACACAAUCUUCAUAUCCUUACAGGAAGGACUUGCCUCAGGACCUUUUCUAAUUGAUAUUGUCUAGCUCAAUGUACUGAUUUUAUCUUAUCCCAGACAGCAUUAUCCUCCUGACUGCACAGACGUUCCCCUCCACUGACUGGAAAGACCAGGAUAGUCUCUUUGCUUAUUUGAGAAAUCCUAUUAGUUCCUGUUCUGCAAUAGUAAAGAUGGGGCUGGGGUGGUUAUCUUUCAAACACAGCACAAGGAGGUCCGUCCAGCCCCACACGUCACCCCUGGGCUACUGCCAUCCCAUACAACCUACUAUGCUACACAGAACGUAUACAAAGUUCACAACAACACAUCAGGAGGGUACUGCACUCCUGGUACAUUUUGACUUGAUUUUAAUCAGACCUUCUGAUAUGCGAUACCAGGAAAUGAAGCUUUGAGAUUGACUUUAGUUCUUAGUUGCGCACAGUGAGGUCAGUGUUCACCAGCACUCGGUUCACUGAGCGUCUGGGGGUCGGCUCUCCCCAGCCUGCAGCUCAUCGCACAGCUCAUACAUACCUGACUUGGAAUAAUACCGCCCUAUUAGCCCUGGCCACAGCUUAUCCAAAAGCACGUCUUGUCCCACCCGCUGCCCACUGCUGCUUCCUAACCUAGGAAGGAGCUGCUGCAAUGCUGCUCCUCCAAGGAACGACACCACUUCGUGGUCACUACUGUUCAAUCUGUGGCUGGUAGGUUAGAAAAACUUGCGAUCCUGCCAUUGAAUUCCUGCUGUGGAAAAUGUUCAUUUUUAUUGCCUUAUAAAACAAUAGCUCCUUUGAAGAUUACAGCCUCUUUCAUAAUGGAAAACACAGACAAUGGGAUCUGCCAUUUAUUUUUUUUUAAUUGAGUACUGUAAAAAUAACUCAAAAGAUAAAUAAAUGUUACUGUGAUGAUCUA
Messenger RNA from Gallus gallus (chicken), 1983 nucleotides. It is a transcript of the gene RBKS, whose product is annotated as ribokinase. Gene Ontology annotation, molecular function: ribokinase activity. Gene Ontology annotation, biological process: D-ribose metabolic process. Bases 198 to 1112 code for a protein of 304 amino acids. The transcript has 9 exons. Lineage: Eukaryota; Metazoa; Chordata; Aves; Galliformes; Phasianidae. The record is from RefSeq and is a predicted model, not a curated record.